Molecule: messenger RNA, 1119 nt
Organism: Serendipita indica DSM 11827
Lineage: Eukaryota; Fungi; Basidiomycota; Agaricomycetes; Sebacinales; Serendipitaceae
Source: the annotation of a GenBank genome assembly
AUGCGUCUCCUUCACUCGUUUAUCACACUCUCGUUUGCAUCUCUCUCCGUCUCAGCCCUCGGGCUCAGCGACGAUACCGUAGCCAAGGUCAAGGACAAGAUGCUCAACAUUAUCCACUACAGCUGGGAGAACGGAACCGCCACAGAGGCCUUGCUCGAACUCGACGAACCGGAUGUCUCCGUCUAUGGCAAGAAACCCUUUCCUCCUCCCCGCGUCUUGUCUGCCGACUCGCCCGUGAUCAAGAUUGCCCAAUAUGCCCUUGCCGGGAGAGUUCCUGGUAAGAAACCCAUCAUGGAUGGCGAUGGAGCGUCCGGUGAUCCUGCCAGUAUGGGUGUUGCCGUCUUGCUUGCCAAUAGCACCCUACAAGACCCAACCUACUUCCGGGCCGCGGCGGAUCAGCUCGACUUCCUUCUCAACGACGUGCCCCGCGCGCCCAACGGUGCCAUUUCCCAUCGAGAGAGCGAGGUUCAGCCGUGGAACGACUUUGUGUACAUGGCUCCUCCAUUCAUCUCAUAUUAUGGAGCGCUUACCGGUAAUAUUACCCUUGUCAAAGAAGGCAAGAGGCAGAUUGGACUCUAUCGCGAAAUCUUAAAGGAUACGAAUGGCACCUGCUUGUGGCACCAUGUCAUGAUGGGCUCAUGGCAAGAUCCGUCAUUCUGGGGAACUGGUAUGGCAUGGGUUGCGGCCGGAGCGACGCGGACGCUACAGACAAUGGCCAAAUCCCAGUUUGCGUUCCAGCUUAUUCCAGACAUGUGGGAACUAGCUGGUUGGACGGAAACCAGACGGAUCUCUCCCAACCACGCCAACCUCCCUGACGACUUUUCCGACGCAGCAUGGACGGCGCUGCUUGCCUCUGCCACGUACCGUUUGGCCGUACAGACGGGCAACGAGCAAUGGAUUCACAACGCAGAAAAGGCGUUCAAGUGGGUUGAGACGCAGAUUGCUGAUGAUGGCACCCUCAAGAGCGUCGUCAACCCACUCAGCUGGUGGGAGCUCGGCGCGCAGAGUCCCGAAGGACAGGCUUUCGUCCUCCUACUCCAGGCUGCCUACAGGGACUUUUGCAAAUAUAAGCAAACCUGGGCUGCCCCGACACUCUUGAGCAUUGGAUGGUCACAUUAG